Molecule: messenger RNA, 6633 nt
Organism: Hydatigera taeniaeformis
Lineage: Eukaryota; Metazoa; Platyhelminthes; Cestoda; Cyclophyllidea; Taeniidae
Source: the annotation of a GenBank genome assembly
AUGGAGUCCGGCGUGUUCUCGGGUGUAAGAUACUACGUUAUAGACAGCAACGAUGACAAGAUUGUCUGCGAUUUAAAGGCUCUUGGUGCAUUGAAGCAUCCUAUCCUUUCGGAUAGUGUCAAGUUUGCAAUCAGCGAUAACGGAGAAGCGGGUGAAGUUGGCGAGGCUGAGGACCUUUACGCUGUUCCUGUUGUGACUGUCAGUUUUGGUUUUAAAAUUAUUGGUUGUUUAGUCCCAAUGGGUUCGAUACUCCAUCUCGAGAAACUGCUUUCUGCCUUCUUUUAUGAGCGUUGCAAAACGCACUUUCCUAAUGUCAGGAUGGUGUCCCCUGAUUGGGUUGUCGAAUGUGUAAAGGCACAGGAACUGCUCGAUUUCGAAAAAUACAACGUUGAGCUUCUGAUGAAGCCUGCUCUUCCAAAGCCCCCGAUUAUGCCAAAGCCACCAGUAUCCUCUUUUCAGUUCGUUGAACAGCCCUCACAGAGUCUGGCUUCGCAGAUAGGAGGAGUUGGAACAUCAGUCGAAUACUAUCACAUUACUCCUGAAGCAGUUCGCCAUGUUUUCGGCAUCCAGUCUGCAAUAAAUGCUUCGUUAGAAAACGCCUCCGGUAAUUUGGCCUCUCGAAUACUGUCAACAAAUUCUGGCUUGGUCGGAUUUACGUCUGGCACUAUGCCUGUUGCCUCACAGCCUCCAGUGGCAACCACUUUUCAGCAGCAACUUCAUCAUCCCCCCGAUCCGAAACCGGCUAAAAGUUCUGGCAAAAGCAAAGUCAAUAAACAUCCCAGCGAGCAGGGCUUGAAUGAAGAGCAGAAGCAUGCUAUUGUCAUGCAAAAUGUUAAGAAUAUUCUCAGUCAACAGGCUAAUUGGAAUAAGGACAACUCCCAAAAUCGUAGCGAAAGCGGACAAAUGCCGGGCGCUUUCCUCCCCACGGGUGCUACUCCCAUAGCUACUGGUGGAACACAGAGGAAGCCCAAAUCUCCAAAAUCACCGGCUAAUCGUGGUGCUGGUCAGGCUGCCGGUGCAGGGAGUGGCACCUCCGUAUCGAAGAUGAGCGCCGGAGGUCAGAAGACUCCUAAAGGCAGUAUAAAACGCACCGAGCUGGCAGAGAUUGCGGUAGCACCAGUAGCCUCGCUUGGCCAGUCACAGCAAUUCACAACGGUGACAGUAGAUCCCUCCGGAGGGGCAACCCAGCUCUUCCCACACUCUACCACAGCGACCGUUUUAGUCGCCACAGCCAAUCCCGGAGUAGCUCAAAUGACUGGCGCACCGCGAAUGUCUUCCACCUCACAGCAAAAUGGGGCUAUUCAGCAGACUCCUACCUUCCUGCUUCAGCAGCAACAGCAUCAACAAUAUCAUCAGCAGGCUCUAAUAGCCGCUCAGAGCCAGUUUCAAAAGGGGAGGAUGGCCUCCGUUGGAACGCCUCAGCAAGUACAGGUAUCUCCAUUGCUGUUGCAGGGUGCACAGGCUGCACCCGGCCAGCCCAGAACAGCCACUUUUAUCGUUCGAGCACCUUCAGCUCCAGAUCUUCAAUUGGGACAAACUGUAACUACAGCGGAGAACGUUCAGGCUCUUUUAGAGAGCUCUACGAGCAAGGAAGGCUUGCCUCCCACUGGUACACAGCAAGUGCUUUUGCAACCAGGCCAACCAUCACAGCAGCAGCAGUCGCAGCACCUCAUUCAAUUGCAGCAUCAGCAGCAGCAACAACAGCAGAAACGUGUUCCUUCACCCUCAGGCAGUGGUAGUGUGCUUUCCCCUGUUUUUAUUCAGGGUAGACAGCCCCAACCGCAGCAAUACAAGCAGACACCGGGGCAAAUGCAGAUCCAAGUCACAGGGUUGCAAACCCAGCAACAGCAGCAACAGCAGCAACAACCCACCAUUAGGCCUCAGCCACCGCGUACAGCUCAGACUGCAAGACAGGCAUUACCUCCCAAUCAUCAAGGCCAACAACAGUAUACCCAACUGGCCCAGCAAGUGAAAACGAAUCCACAACAGCACUCUCAUCAGCUAGGGCAGCAGCAGAUAAUUAUUCAGACAUCAGUCGGGGUACAGCAGGUUGUAACUGCUCAAGAUCUCACUAAUGCUCAAUACAUCGGAGCCAGUGGAGCUCAGAUGCGAGCAGUUGCAAGCUCUUGUUCCAUGGCCCAAUGUGCAUCACCUCGUCCUCCAGGUAUUGUUGGGUCGCCUGUUUACACCCAGGCACAGCAAGCCUUGACAAGCAAUGGGUCGGCCUCUUCCAUUCUCUAUCACAGUUCUUCAACUCAAGCAACUGCUGGAGUUUCUGCAGAUCCUGGCUCUGCCAGUGGUGGCCAACAAGAACGCGUCGCAUACAUAGCUUCCAUACAACAACACCAUCAGACACAGCCUGUUGGUGGAAGGCUUCAGCCAGCAGUUGUGCAGGGUCAGCAAAUACCACAGCAGCAGGCAAUGAUCGGUGUAUCCGCUGCAAGACCCAUAACGAGUGCAGCAGGUGCUCAAGCAUCAAUUAUCCAGACCCAGCAGCCUCAGCAAGCAGUGUCAGUUCAACAAGGACAAUUUUAUAGUCAAGCACAAUCUCAGACGCAACCACAGCAGCAGCAGCAACACCGAAUUAUCGUACAGUCCCCUCAUGCGUCGGCUUCAGCCCAGGUUACUUCAACUCAGCAGCAUUGUAUGGUCACACAAAGUGGUCAAAUUCCUCAGGGAGGUGGCAAUUUCAUUCAACAGAGGCAGGUGUUACCACAGCCUCAGCCUCAUCAGGUGUCUUCUUCAGGCCAUCCGGCGCAGGGCACCCAUGCCGCCGUUGCUCAGCCAUUGGGUACCUGUGCCCGCGCCCCGCUGAAUGCAACCUCGCAAAUCCGACAUAUGAUGGCUGCUGCGGCGGUGCAGCAGCGUCACGUGGUGCCUCCUUCCUCUCAUUACCGAAGUGGGGGCGUGUUGCCUACUCGGCCCUCUGCUGCGGCUGCCGGCGGCGCCUAUACACCCCCUGUUCUGCGAACCCCACAGCAGCAGCAGCAACUGAAUGCUGCUGCGAUUGCCACUGCCACGGGCGUGCAGCAGCCAGUUGCUGUACAGCAGUCUGUUCCCUCGAUCCCUCCUGCCUUCCAACUCCCUGCCUUUCGCGGACACGUGGGUUACUCCUGUCCUGCAGCUGCUCAGGAUUGCCUCAUUGGCUGUGUUAUGCUUAUAAUUGGAUACCAAUCCUUUGGUGAGGCUCGUAAAUCCCUCUGGAAAAAAAUUAUCCGCUCAUAUGGUGCGGAAGUUGUAACAACUUAUGAUCCUGCUCGUGUUACGCACAUCAUUAUGGAUUGGACACUGGGAGACCCAGAUCUUUACCAUCAGGAUCUCAUUGCUCCCAUUGUCACCUAUCUUUUAUUUCUCCUAUGGCAUUGGCUUUUUUUCGCCCAACUUUUCGCUGCCGUAAUUCUCCGGACCCAGGUCACCUGUCUUGCUCUCAGUGGUUUUGAGUCGUCUCCCAGUCUCGUAGAUACGGCCAGCACAGAAAUAUCCGUAAAGAACGCUUCCUCCAAUUCUUUUUCGUCCUUCACAUUGGGAGAUAAAGUCUUGAACCUUUGUGGGACAGUAAAAAACGCCCUUAUUCGCGAAAAUAUCGAGUCUCCCGAGCUGCUGUACCGAACUGAUCAUGAAAUCGUUCGACGCUUUUUGGUUCAAGAUCUGUACGGUCUGUCAGAACAGAUGCGGCAAGGGAGGCUGGUCACCACAUUGCUCCGUUACAAGGGAACCAGAGUCGAAUUACUGGCCUGCUGUCAAGAAAAUAGUCCUUGGGCCAUUCGUGAUCGGAAACGACUUGUGACAAUCUACUGGCUGAAUGACAUCUUAGCCAAGGGUAAAAUGGUCCCGCCCUACGAGAUUAUUCAUCUUCCCUCUACUUUCGCUCCGAGUGUUACUUUCUCAUUCAUCCGAUCUCAGGUAAUAUCCAUCACCGGAUUUGAUGGCAUAGAAAGAGUAAAGGUUGAGACCAUAAUCAAGCAAAUAGGCGCUUCUUUUACGGAUUACCUCGAUCAAAUGAAUACUAUUCUGAUUUGUAAACGACCACAAGGCAGGAAAUACGAAAUGGCAACAGUUUGGGGUAUCCCAUGUGUGAACCUUCGAUGGUUACAGGACGUUUACCUGGGCGAUGUGUCAGCUAUGGCGGCAGACAUUUCUCACAAGUACCUCUGCUUCGACGCCUCCGAUGCCUCCAUUGCUUUGGAGACGCGAACUCCACGUGUACAGGAGAUCAUGGUUGGCUGGCAGCAUGGCAUUUCCAUUACCUCUGAAUCUUGGGAGCAUUUGGCGAAACUGCGAAGUCAGUUGCGACAGGAGGAGGCGGAGGAAGAAGCGGCUGCUGCCCUGAGGCGUCAGCAGCAGGCGGAAGAUGGAGAGGGCAGCAUUGAGAGUGAGGACGAGAAAAGGUGCACUUUGCCGAGCCUGACGGCAGAGGAAGUUGAUCGCGCCAAAACGGGUAUGCUGCGAGAGACUCUGCUUCGUGAAGAAAGUGAAAGAGUAUCAGCUCAUCGCGCCACUGCUGCUAAUGCAGUGCAGCAACUUUCUACCUCCUCUGCCUAUCCGAUACUCUACCCUGUUCCCUCCACAUCUCAAUGUCCUGCAGGUUCCCCUCUCCCUAUGAAUCAUCAGCUUUCUACGUCAGCACCACUCUCCGCGGGUUCUCUUCCACUCGUCGCUACGUCCACGUCGCAUACGCUAACACCGCCACCACUACCAUCACAAUCGUCAUCUACUGCCAUGAUGGGAAUCAAAAUAGAGGUAACACCAUCAGUAUCGGAUACCCAUUUCGAAGCGGAGUCUCAUAUUUCGAAGCGCUCACACAGUCCGUCAACGGAUAGUUAUGCUUCACCACCUCAGAAACGGCAGGCAAACGAUCCACCGAGGUCUGUCUCUCCCCACCGCGUUACCGCUUCGCCGGACACUACCCCACGACCCGCAUCAGUAGGUCCAAUGUUAGGGCCAACGUCUCAGCGGCUUAAGGCCGAAUCAGCACCGGAUGUACCAGCCUCCAGAAUACCUGAAGCUCUCUCCUUCGCCUCUGCUGCUGCCUUGCCUCUUCCGAAUCAGGAGGCUGGUAUCAAGCUCACAGCCCCUCUGCUGAACCCCCUGAAACCACCGUCCCCACCGCCCUCUCAAAAACCUUUGACACCAUCGCCGAUGGUUGAAUCUAAGGCAGACGUCGAAAUCGACACGGAAGUGAGGUUAAUCUUCACGGGCGUGGACAUGGAGACCCGUCUAGCCAUCAUGCAGCUUCUAGCCCAGAUGCCUAAGACUGGUAUUGCACCACAUCGCCUAGUGGAGAAUGUGAGCGAAGCCACCCAUGUAAUCACCGAGCGCCUUACUCGAACACCCAAAAUCUACAUGGCGGUCGCUUUGGGAUGCCCCAUCGUCACUGCAAAGUGGGUUCAGGCCUGUCUCGUUCGAGGUGACUGGCUGGGUGAGAAUGCAAUAUCUAUUUUUUAUUCAAAUACAUUUUUACCGCUUCCCAUUAUCAUGCCCAAACUCUUUGUGACAAAAGCGGAAGUCGACUGGCUUAUUGAGGACCCCGAAGCGGAAGAAAAUCUCGGCUUUCGACUGGCUACCUCCUUCCGCAUCGCCCACGAACGACGACUGUUGGAUGAGCCGGGCCUGUUUGCUGAUCUAGAAUUUUGGUUUUCCCCAAUGGCGCAUCAUCGCGAGGUCUGCGAGCAACUUGUACGAGCCUGUGGCGGUCGAAUUCGUGAACGUCGUCCCACGCAGAAAAUGGCCCUCCUGCCCACUCCGCGGCAGAUUAUCAUUUGCCACGAGGAGGAUUCUCAUGUGGCCUCUUACCUCAUGCGUACCAAAACAGGCAAUCGAGCGGUUCACCACGAAGAAUUCAUCUUGAGCGGCGUGCUACGACAGGAACUCGACUUUGACUCUUAUCAAAUCCAGUUGGUGAGCAUACAAUUCGCCGAGUUGCAGGCGGCCAUCUCAGUGGCCAACAAUAGCGCCCCAGCCCCUGUACGUACUGCCGUUUCUCGCAAUCAGCCUGAAGUUCCGGUGGCGCCUUCUCAAUCGGCUGUCUACAUGCGUCCUCCGCCCCCGCCUCCACCUGCACCAUCCUGCGUGCUUCUUGUUUCUGGUGCAGAAAAUCAGCAGUCUUCGGUAAUGUACUACAUCUCAUCCGGCUCCACUAUCUCCUCAGCCUCUCGGGCACGAGUGUCUGCUUCUGCCUCCUCUGUGAUUCCUAUGGCCGCAACUGCUGUUACCACUGCUGUGGCUGGUGUCACUGCGUCGUCAGGAGGUCAAGAGGAGCCCUUGACACUGCAUCUACCUGAGGGCGUCUCAGCGGUAGUGGUGACGGGCAGUGAUACUGGAGUCCAUGUCGGCGAUGACGGUCUCAACGCAGCACGAGUCGCUGCUGCCGACGCACACGUCGUCGCCUCAGCCACCGCUGCUCUCACCACGACAAACAAUAACUCAUCGUUAAUCGCUGACAGCGGAGCCCUUGUAACUGCUGCUGUUGCCCUUGGUCGGAGUCAAGCGAACUGUACUUCGCAUCACUUACCGCCACAGCAUCAAAACCCACCACCCCAACCUCCUCCCUCGGGCAUGGUCAGUUCUUCCAUUGGGCUUACAUUUGCCUUCAAUCAUUCAUUCGGCAACUUGUUGCCUCUGGAAGUAGUUUAA